Messenger RNA from Aedes albopictus (Asian tiger mosquito), 930 nucleotides. RefSeq lists its product as uncharacterized. Gene Ontology annotation, biological process: DNA integration. Gene Ontology annotation, molecular function: nucleic acid binding. The record is from RefSeq and is a predicted model, not a curated record. Lineage: Eukaryota; Metazoa; Arthropoda; Insecta; Diptera; Culicidae. The transcript is spliced from 2 exons. Bases 1 to 930 code for a protein of 309 amino acids.
AUGGGAAAUCUACCACUGGAGCGAGUAUCGCGAGCCCCUGCCUUCCAGCGUGUGGGCAUCGACUAUUGUGGCCCUUUCGAGUUGCAACCAGCCACCCGAAAAGGAGCACCGGUGAAGUGUUAUCUUUGCCUGUUUGUGUGCUUGGUCUGCAAAGCAGUUCAUGUUGAAGUUGUGAUGGAUCUCACAAGCGAAGCUUUCCUUGCCGCUCUAAGGCGAUUUGUCGCAAGGCGUGGACGGCCUGAGAUGAUUCUGUGCGACAACGCCUCCAACUUUGUCGGAGCCCGACGAGAGUUGAACGAGUUGCAUAGACUAUUUCAACAACAGCAAUUCCAGGAACGAGUUUCAACAAGUGCAAUGCGAGACUUGAUAGAGUUCAAGUUUAUCCCAGCGAGAUCCCCGAACUUUGGCGGCCUAUGGGAGGCCGCAGUCAAAUCGCUGAAAGGGCAUAUGCGGAGAGUAGUCGGUAACAGAACGUUGAAACUGGACGAGAUGCACACUGUCGUGACGCAGAUUGAAGCUUGCUUCAACUCAAGGCCGUUAACACCGUUGAGCAACGAUCCGCGUGACUUGGAAGUUCUAACGCCUGGGUACUUCUUAAUUCAGCGUCCUCUCACCGCUAUACCUGAGCCAAGCCUCAGCGAGGUACCGGAGGGAAGACUUAGCAGAUGGCAACGUGUCCAAAGCUACAGCCAGCAGAUUUGGAAGGUUGGGAAGAGUAACGGAGAUUCAUCCCGGUCCAGACGGAAAUACGAGAGUUGUCACCGUCCGCACGAAGGAUGCCGUGUCAUUCUUCAACAGCGUUCGGGUACGACCGGUACGACUGAGAAGCAGCAUCAGGGUCUGGCGACAUCAUCGGAAGGCAUCGAACGAGGAUCAGUCAGUCGUAGACAAUCUGGUGAAUGGGCAAGAAUCGUCUACAGCGUACAAUAG